This is a messenger RNA of Australozyma saopauloensis, 471 nucleotides long. It is a transcript of the gene MRPL36, whose product is annotated as mitochondrial 54S ribosomal protein bL31m. Bases 1 to 471 code for a protein of 156 amino acids. Lineage: Eukaryota; Fungi; Ascomycota; Pichiomycetes; Serinales; Metschnikowiaceae. Gene Ontology annotation, molecular function: structural constituent of ribosome. Gene Ontology annotation, biological process: mitochondrial translation. Gene Ontology annotation, cellular component: mitochondrial large ribosomal subunit. The record is from RefSeq and is a predicted model, not a curated record. The transcript has a single exon.
AUGAUGAGUGUCAGAUCUCAAAUGCUACAAAACUUGGCUGCUCGCCAGAUAUAUAGCGUUCGUGCAUCUUCGAACAAGAUUGCUAUGGCCAACGAUGUUCAUCUUUCGACUAAAAGAAUUAGAACUAAGAUUAAGAUGGGUAAAGCCAGACCAGCCAUCUUUCACCAAUUUGAUACCCUUGUUGAACUAAGCGACGGCUCAGUCAUUCGCAGAAGAUCUCAAGCACCUAGGGAUGAAAUGAGAAUGAUGAUGGAUCAACGUAAUAAUCCAUUGUGGAACCCACACAGUGAUGUUGAGGCUGCAGACGUAGAUGCAACCGGAAAGGUCAGUAAAUUCAAAGAGAAAUUUGCUCAAUUUGAGGAAGAGGGUGAUAAGACUGAUAAAUCAGUCGACAGCCUUGUGGAAAUGAUGGGUCACAAUGUCACCGAGGUGCAGAAGGGUGGAAGAGUGUUCACCAAGAAGAAGAAGUGA